Solanum pennellii is the source of this 924-nucleotide messenger RNA. RefSeq lists its product as uncharacterized. Lineage: Eukaryota; Viridiplantae; Streptophyta; Magnoliopsida; Solanales; Solanaceae. The coding region runs from base 1 to 924 and encodes 307 amino acids. The transcript has a single exon. The record is from RefSeq and is a predicted model, not a curated record.
AUGAAGGAGUUGCACUAUAUUUCCGAAGUCGAUGGAUUAAGCUAUAAGGAUUUAUGUAUCCAUCCGAAUCUCGACCUACCAGAAGGGUUCAAAGUGCCAAAGUUUGUCACUUUUAACGGAACAGGAAAUCCUCUAGCACAUUUGAAAGUUUAUUGUGAUCAACUCGUGGGAGUUGGCAAAAAUGAAGCAUUGUUGAUGCGUCUCUUCAGUCGAAGUCUAAGUGGAGAAGCUUUGGAGUGGCUUACAUCACAGGAACUGAAACAAUUGAAAAGUUGGAAUGCACUCGCAAAGGAUUUCACAGAAAGAUUUGGACAUAACAUAGAAGAUGCCCCAGAUCGCUACUACUUGGAGAAGAUUAAACACAAGUCUACAGAAAAUUAUCGAGAGUACGCUCUUCGUUGGAGAAAAGAGGCUGCAAGAGUUCAACCUCCCAUGUCCGAACGUGAGAUCACUGAAAUGUUCAUUUGUACUCAAGAGCCUGAGUACUAUGAAAGAAUGGUGUGUAUAAUGGGACAAAAGUUUGUCGAGAUUGUCAAAGUGGGAGAAGCUUUGGAAGAUGGUUUCAAGACUGGAAAGCUCACCAAACUUACCGCAUUGCGAUCUAAUGGAAAAUCUACCAGAAUUAGUGAUAUGGAUAAAUCAAAAGGAAAAGUGGAGGAGGUAAGUAUGAUCACGGCUACCCGUAUGAGGCCAGCUUCUCAAAGGAAAUAUCAAAACCAUAAUGUCAGUCAGGAAAAAUUUCCUCGCCCAAAAUUCAGAAAGGCUCCUAAAGUAUUUACACCAUUAAGGGAAUCUCAAACUCAACUUUAUGAAAGGUUGAAGGCAAUGGGUAUGCUCCAUCCUAUAGAAGGAAGAACAGCCAACCCUUUGGGAAAAUUUUACAGAGCUGACCACAGAUGUGCUUAUCAUUCAGGAGCCGUUUGA